This is a messenger RNA of Bipolaris maydis ATCC 48331, 2349 nucleotides long. RefSeq lists its product as uncharacterized. NCBI's taxonomy places the organism in Eukaryota, Fungi, Ascomycota, Dothideomycetes, Pleosporales, Pleosporaceae. The record is from RefSeq and is a predicted model, not a curated record.
AUGGCCAGCUUCUUUACUUCGACCAAGAAAGCAAUCUGUGGUGUCAACGGAUUUUCGACCGCAGAUGUUUCUCUUCUUCGAGAGAUCAUCACUGAUCACAAGGAGAUGUUCCAAACAGGGAAGAGCCUUGAACACAACAAAACACUCCGUGACGUGUCCGUUCUAAACAGUGAUAUGAUUGCUGCAAGCAUCAGCAAGGCAACCGAAAAGACAUGGAAACAUCAUCGCUACACGAUGAUUCAUGCCAAAAAUACCUCCGAAUCCACUCCAUCCACCCCCCGAAGCCACACCGGCAGCAAGCAAAAGCUCAACUUGCGAGCCACCACGCUCGAACUAGAAUUGCUCAAAAAGUGCAAGAGCUAUCAAGAGCUCGAGCAAAAGCAUUUGAAACAAUGUGAGCAACGGCUCAGAGACAAAGACCUUCUCGAUCAAGCCUUCGAGGAGAUUCAAGCGAUGGAGGCAAUGUACGAGAUUGUCUCCAACAAAUACGAGACAUCAAUAGCUCUUCUGGAGAAGAAGCAACACGAGCUGAAGAAGCUCAAUACCGAUCAUCGCUCCGCACUCACAACAAUCCGCGAUAUAUAUGAGGAAAAGCUCGUGGAAGCCAAUCGAAAUUCUGUCAAGGAGCGUCAUGUGCUUGAAACGCGCCAUCUCGAGGCCCUGCGCGCGCUCACAGAAGUGAGUAAGACGAACCGUUCUGUGUGGGAACAUGCCCAAAAGGCGAUGGAGGCGGAUGCUGAACAGAUGGCAUGUGACUACCGCGAUGUCGUGCAGGACAACGAAAACGAGAUCAUGCGAUUGGCGAAAUGCAAUCAUGAUCUCGAGGCCGAGAACAACCUGCUGAUUGGUACGUUGACUGACAGACCUGGAGACGAAUUGCGCGAACACGCCCAAAAUGUGUUCCAAGAGAUCCAACGUACCAAGAGUGAGUUGGAGCAGGCGCGUACGGACCUCCGAGUCGCGCACAUCAAGAUGGAGAAUAUCCUGGAGGCCAUGCAACAACAGCGUGACCAUUACGAGUCUCAUGGAGCCAAGGAGCAAGAGGCUCAGGCGCAAGUGUGCGACCUCCAGCAGCAGAUUGUCGAGCUUCAAGAGAAGCUCGCUGUUCGCGAUGAUUUGCUUCGCGCCGCAGACGCCAUCCCGAAGGACUCCGACAUCUUGGGGUCCGAGCAUCUUUUGGAAAUUGCCCUGAAGAUGCAGAAGCUUGACGACGAAGUCAAACUUGUCCGCGCGGAAAAUGCGGAGCUUCAAUCCAAGGCGAACAAGAUGGACGACGAAAACCUCGAAAUCUCCAUCAAACUCGACAUGACGGAGUACGAGAUGUGUGUCGCCCAAGACAGACUGGAGAUUCUCGAGGCGAAGCAAAGCCUCCUUGUCAGGGAACGUGACUUCCUCGCCGAUGCCGUCGCUGAGGACGACUGUCUCUCGGUGGAGGACAAAGACCUCCUCCGCCGACAUCUCCGCCAAGUGAGGGAGGAGAAUGAGAAACUGCGAGAUCGCAACGUCGCAGUUUCUAAGCAAAACGCCGACCUCCAGGCGUGCAUCAAGAAAGUCCAGGACAAGGCUGAGGUCAAGAUCCAACAAGCGGAAAAGGCCGCAGCAUACUGGCAGACACUCUACUGGGACGAGGCAGUCCCAAAGACCGAGGCACUUUGCAAAGAAGUGCACGAACUCAACAAGGAACUGGGACGCAACAACGUCCAUGUCCAGGAGCGCCUCGAGCGCAACGUCGUCGUCGCCGACAGGAACGCCUUGAGAUACGCCUGCGAAGCCACAUUGCGCGGCGUUGACACCAACCUCAUCCCGGCCGAAUACUACGAGCCGGGAUUCACACCAGGUUGGCUUCCAGCCACUCACGAUGCUCUUCGGCUCCUGCGACCCCUGGGAUGGGCACCAGUCGCAGAUCUCGACAAGGUGUGGCUUGCACCAAUGUACAAGCCAUUUACCGAGGAAGACGCGAAGGAGCGGCUGGAAGCCCAGGGGCAGAUAGCCCGCAAGCAGCAUCGCAAGGCCAUGGGAGCUACUCCUCCACCGGAGUGUCAUCCAGAGGCGGUAUCUGGAGAUGCUGCCGCCGGUCCCGCCCCAGUCCUACUUCCGUCAUGGGUACCUGUCUGCGAUCGAACUCCAAUGGCGCGCACGCCAUACCACGAGCCGUACGCGCCUCCGUAUCAGACUGCAUGGCGGAAGAAACGUGCGAAUCUCACGCGCGAAGCUUACGACGAUAUGGACAAUACACUCAAGUUGGAUGUGCUGGAGAUGCUCGAUAUCCAAAUAGAGUGCGCAGAGACACUUGGCCGUCCAAGCCACACAGUCUCUUAUGACUUUGAGGAGGAUCCAGACAUCUUCUAA